AUGGCCGCUCCCAUGGAAUCAUCGAAUGAAUCACCUAAUAAUAUGUCCCUCAAAAUGGACACGAAUUGCCAGUCUGAUCAAUCAAAAAACACAAAAAUUCAAAAAAUUGGUUUCCUGGCUGGAGUCAGUGGAAUGGCUAUAUUUGCCGGGUUUGGAAUGACUUUAGCCAAGGCCAAGAGAAGACAUCCUGGAUCAUUUUCCAAGGGACUGAUACCUGAUCCAUCUGUUGAGCUCCAUGAGAGUGGGGCAGCAUUAGGGAUGAGAGCCCUACGGUGGGGAACCCUCUGGGCCAUCGUUGGGGUUGGGUCUCUUACCUUCUUGGUUUGCAAAGCCUUGGGAGUUAAAAAUGUAGAAGAAUUCAAGGUGAAAUUCCAAUCAGUGGCCCCUGCUAUCAGACGAAACGAGACUGAACCAGAGGAGGUCAUCAUUGCAAGAUUCAAAGCAGAAAUCUUUAAGGAUGAGAGGACGAAAAAUGAUAUAGACUGAGACCUAUUCUUUUGGUAACUCAUAACUGCCUUAUGACAGGAGUUUAUACAACAUAUAAUGAAGAGACCUAUGCCUCGACUUUUGGCAAGUUUGUACCAGUCUGUGACCUGGAUUUGGUCCUUUGAUGGGCAUUGACUAGUCUCCUAGAAGAGUGCUAAUUACUGUAUAGACGGAUGUCAUUCAUUGAGACGAGAUUCUGGUGAAUGAUCUUUGUCUAUUUAAUCAAAUGAUCAAGGAGUCCAGUUAGGAAUAUCCAACAGACAACUAAAAAUGGAUGGGAUAGAGAGAAUAAAGAUGGAUGCAAUUUAUUUGACUAGUUAGUGAUUAUCAAUGACUUCAAUAAUCUGGUUAGAUAACAGAUGUAUACCAGUUUGGUAAGAAACACAUUUUCUGGCUGAGGUGGUAAAUUAGAGGAUUG
Messenger RNA from Lytechinus variegatus (green sea urchin), 904 nucleotides. Its product is annotated as transmembrane protein 242-like. The transcript is spliced from 4 exons. Bases 1 to 486 code for a protein of 161 amino acids. NCBI's taxonomy places the organism in Eukaryota, Metazoa, Echinodermata, Echinoidea, Temnopleuroida, Toxopneustidae. The record is from RefSeq and is a predicted model, not a curated record.